UGGAGAGCGCGAAGCGCCAUGAGGCGCAGACUCAGGAGACACAAGCGCAGCAAGAAGGAAGUGGACAGAGAAGAAAGAGAGACGAGCUGUAAGUCGCGAGUCGUACAAAUACACGAGAUGAGAUCAUCAACACUGAUUGUCUAAUGUUCUGGGGUGCGAAAUUGGUACAAGAGGCAUAUACACGUGGAAUCCUUCUAUGCGGUUGCUGCAUAUGGACACACGCUGUAGUCUGCUAUGCUGAUGAUGGAUUAUUUCAAGUCAUCUUCCUAGUGUAUGUCACUGGCGGCCAACUUCCAUGUCCUCGUCUCAAAAGAAAAGACAGCAUACACUGCGGUAGCUUUUACGUUUGGUGCGUUCCAGAGCAUGCCGUCUCAAUGUGCAACGACAUUGGCGGUACCAUGAACGAAGUUGGUAUCCACUCUGCGUUUGCCCUCACCCACGCGACAACCACCACAAUGACAUCGCCGACCAUCCUCCCCGUCGACACCAUCAUGCGCGUUAAGAAUCGAAACACCUCCCUUAUACAGCCGGAGGAGAACGGAACAAGAAAGAUUUCUCUAGGCUUGUUAAGCCCACCCACUUCGAUCUCGUCUAGGAGCAUCUCGUCCACAAGCAGUUCCAGUCAAUCUUCGACAUCAACCACCACGCGAUUCAUCUCGACACCAACACACUUCAACUCUCCACAGACGAACGAAUUUCUUGGUCUUACUCAAGGCAAAGCCUUGGAGCUCUUUAAGAGCAGGCGCGACAAAGAGAAAGAGAUUGGAGCACCCAUCUCUAUAGAAAGAUGGGUGAUCGACUAUGUCGUCGCAAUCUGUGAAGAUGCACAAGAUUCCGCCGAUAACUGGGUGAAGUUCAUGGAAGAGGCUGGGAUUAAGAAGGAAGUACAGCUUGCCAUCAUGAGAGAAGAGCAUGCAAUCAUACGCGGGAUUCAGUCACUGUCUUGCUGGCUCGCAGAUAUUAUCGAGACGAACUAUCUUGCCCUCGUGGACAUGAACGCCCGCAUACUAGAAGAGUUGGCUCCCUCAUCGGGAGUACAUCUGAGAGGGGGAGCAGGAGAUGAAUACAUGGUCCCUCAAAUGCCUGGUGGUCAUCUCGCUCUGUACAAGAGCGUCGAGUUCCGAAGAUGCAAAGGUGUCAUCUCUGAAGAUGGAUCAGUCAAUUUGGCACGUCUGGAAUCUACCGGACCAACCGAUUUCGCGAGACGAGGUGGUCUGUAUUUCACGAACCAGCUAUGGGUGGCUAAACAUUACGCGACUCUGAUUACAGAUGCCUGUCCAGUCGCAGACCGACGGACUGUGGAGCUGCACGUCCCGCUAUCUCACCUAGAGAAGAUGAAGGUGUGGAAUUUGCGAUUCGAGGACGAAGCCUUCAAGCAACUUUUAUUCUUCUCGAGACGCGAUGAAAAGUACCCUAAACAAAUAUCGCAGUUACGUGCAGCGCAUGGGAUAAUCUCAGGACCUAUUGGUCAUGUCCACAAUCUGGCUUUCGGAAAGAUGUCGAGUUGGAACCUGAUCACAGAAAAGCAUCAGCUACAGGAGAAGGAAAAGGUUGAGGACAACAAAGGAAACCAGACAGAGGUCACCAAAUACGGAAAGCAGUGGGUUUGGAUUAAAGAAGAGUCAGUGGCACAACUUGAAGCAGACUGUAAAGACAAAGUAUAUCUGAGACUACCCCACCAGAAUCUCAAGCUUGUCGUUGAGCCAUGGGACGACAAAUCUGUAAAGGACAAGCGGGUAUAG
This is a messenger RNA of Alternaria alternata, 1742 nucleotides long. RefSeq lists its product as hypothetical. The record is from RefSeq and is a predicted model, not a curated record. NCBI's taxonomy places the organism in Eukaryota, Fungi, Ascomycota, Dothideomycetes, Pleosporales, Pleosporaceae. The transcript has 5 exons. The coding region runs from base 144 to 1742 and encodes 532 amino acids.